UACUUCUCCUCGAUAACAUCGACGAGCAGAAAUGUCGGGCUAUCCUGGAUCUGGAUACCACGGAGGAUAUGGAGGUCCACCACCACAGCAGUACCCGCCCCAGCCAAACUACUACUCUCCACCUCAGAAUUACGGCCCACCCCCAACACAGGGAGGAUAUGGCUACCAACAGCCUCCCCCACACCAACAGCCUUACGGCUACGCUCAGCCUCCUCCACAGCAAUACGGUGGAUACAACGGCGUGCCACCAAACCAGCCUCAGUAUGGAAGACCCGGAAUGCCAUCGGUGAACUCGAACGGCUAUGUCAAUGGCAAUUCGAAUGCUCCUCCUCCUCCCCCAUCAUCGAUGCAGAGUUUCGGAGGUGGUGCACCUCAAGGCUAUGCUUUUCAAUACUCGAAUUGUACGGGACGGCGGAAGGCUCUGCUGAUCGGAAUAAACUAUUUCGGACAGAGGGGACAACUUCGUGGUUGCAUAAAUGAUGUCAAGAACAUGUCGGCAUUCUUGCACGACAAUUUUGGCUACCAACGAGACGACAUGGUUAUCCUCACCGAUGAUCAACAAAACCCGAUGAGCCAGCCGACAAAACAAAACAUAUUACGGGCGAUGCACUGGCUGGUGAAGGACGCUCGGCCGAACGACUCACUGUUCUUCCAUUAUUCAGGUCACGGUGGUCAGACUAAAGACCUUGAUGGUGACGAGGAGGAUGGGUAUGAUGAAGUCAUCUACCCUGUCGACUUUCGACAAGUUGGUCACAUUGUCGACGACGAGAUGCACAGAAUCAUGGUCAUGCCUCUCCAGCCUGGUGUGAGGUUGACUGCCAUCUUCGAUUCUUGCCAUUCUGGAACAGCUCUCGAUUUGCCAUACAUUUACUCAACGCAAGGGAUCCUCAAGGAGCCCAAUCUUGCCAAGGAGGCUGGACAAGGUCUCCUCGGUGUUAUUUCAUCUUACAGUCAAGGUGAUCUUGGGGGUGUUGCCAACAACUUGAUGGGUUUCUUCAAGAAAGCAACCGGCGGUGAUGACGCCUAUAAUAAGACGAUGGCGACAAAGACGUCACCCGCUGAUGUGGUGAUGUGGUCGGGGAGCAAAGAUGAUCAGACAUCGGCCGAUGCAACCAUCGCGGCACAGGCUACUGGUGCCAUGUCAUGGGCGUUCAUCAACGCCCUGAAGAAGAACCCCCAGCAGAGCUACGUCCAGCUGCUUAACAGCAUUCGAGACGAGCUUGCCACGAAAUAUACACAGAAGCCACAGCUCAGCUGCAGCCAUCCCUUGAACACUAACCUUCUGUUUGUCAUGUAAAUAAAUUCCAUUCACGUUUACGGGAACGGCACUCGGCGUCACAGUGUGUGUGCAUAAAGGGAAAAGCACAACAAGAAUUUUCAUGCCAGGAUACAUGGUUGGGAACUCGGGUCACGGCUUUAUGUCUGUAAUUUCCAUGAUGCCUUUCGAAAAAGAAUGGAUAUAUUCCACCUAGUUAAUGCCCC
Molecule: messenger RNA, 1482 nt
Organism: Hyaloscypha bicolor E
Lineage: Eukaryota; Fungi; Ascomycota; Leotiomycetes; Helotiales; Hyaloscyphaceae
Exons: 7
Coding region: 32-1297 (421 amino acids)
Biological process (GO): proteolysis
Molecular function (GO): cysteine-type endopeptidase activity
Source: RefSeq, a predicted model, not a curated record